CCGAACACAGCGUUUCAUUCUUGUCCACAUCCAAUGAAAAAGGGGAUGUGAUGGAGGAGGGAUAUGGCCACUGCCGCUAAUGUAACCCUAUAAUCCAGCAGCGGCACAGCGCGUAGGAACGGGGAUCGCAUAUAGAUUUAUCAUGGGACCGUAGUCUUUCGUUUUUCCUACAAGCAACAAAAUCAGGAUUUUAAACACAUUGUCACCUCAGUCAAGAUGUGCUUAAAUCACCACGCCGCCAAAUAAAGCUAAAAGUCCCUCCUGUGCAGUGGCCUGGCCGUCAGGCUUGGGCCAGAGUCCAGUGUGAGCGGCGGGAGAUGAUGGAAGGGGCCCGACCCCCGCAGCUGGAGUGCCCCAUGUGGUGUGUGCUGUGCCAGGGGGGGCAGGCCUGGCUGCAGCAGGUGCGCCGGUGGGCGGCUGAAGUCCUCUGGCUGCCGACGGGCUCUCUGGGCUUCAGGCUCCCCCAGCUCUUCGAUAUCCACCAGGUUCCGAGGGUAUACCAAGAGGAAGGCAUCAUAUCCGGGUACCGCCACCCCCGCAGCUCGGCGCUGGACUGCGUCCUCAGCAGCUUCCAGAUGACCAACGAGACCGUCAACAUCUGGACCCAUUUCCUGGCCACUUGGUACUUCCUGUGGCGCUUCAGCAUGCUCUGCGGCUCUCUGGACUUCCUGUCGGAGAGCUACACCUGGCCCCUGCUGGUCUACAUGCUGCUGAUCUGCCUGUAUCCCUUCACCUCCAGCUGUGCCCACACCUUCAGCACCAUGUCCCCCGAGUCGCGCCACAUCUGCUACUUCUUUGACUAUGGCGCCAUCAGCCUCUACAGCCUGGGUUGUGCCAUUACUUAUGGAUCUUAUGUGAUGCCCGAUUGCUGGGUGAACACCUGGCUGCAUGAGUACUUUGUAGCUUUGGCUGUUGGGAACACACUGGUGUGCACUGGACUGUCCUGCUAUUCCAGGCUCCUUGAGAUGGAGUUUCCCCGCAAGAGUAAGAUCUUGAGGACGGCAGCUUUUGUUUAUCCCUUUAUCUUCGACAAUAUCCCCCUCUUUCACAGACUGCUGCUGUGCUGUGGAGAUAGCUUUAGCCACAACGAGGCCUCGUCCAGCCACUGUUACCACCUGAUCUUCGCCUUUCUCACCUGCUUCCUGUUCACAUCACACCUCCCCGAGAGACUGGCCCCAGGACACUUCGAUUUCAUCGGCCACAGUCACCAGCUCUUCCAUAUCUGUGCUGUAGUGGGCACACACUUUCAGAUGGAGGCGCUGUUGGCAGACAUGACGUCACGCAGCGCCUGGCUGAUGGUCAACACCGCUGUUCCGUCGCUCCUGGGCACCAUAGGGGCCCUGGUCCUGGGCGUCCUGCUCAACCUUGGCAUCAUUGCCGUGUUCAGCGCUGCUCUGCUCAGGGUGCCGGGUCGCAGGCCUGCCAGUCACGCUGUCGCCGCCCAAGGCUGCCCUGAGCUCAAGGAAUAAUGAAGGUGCUCAUGUCACGCGUUAAUCACAUGCUCAGUAGUGUGUUUGACAUGCUCGUGUAAACACCUCACUCAACCUCUGACGGUGACCUUCAGAGACCUCUGGAAUUUAAACUCUUCUGUCAGCCUCAAUACCCUGUGCAGUUUGCCCUGGGUGAUUUUUAAACACUAGCAUGCUAAAACUUUUAUUUAGGUUUUAUUAUGCACUAAGAUUAAGACCCAGCUAUAAUCAAAAUGGCCACCCCUAGAAUCCUGACAUGCAGGUAAUUUAGGAAGUAUUAUCAUUUUUUCUGAGAUGUAUAUGAAGUCAGAGAUGGACAUGAAGUCACAAAGUACAAAAUAUCUGGCAAAGCUAAAAUCAUGGUAUGACCCAAUUAUGCAAAAAUCAGUUAAAUUUUACUUACGAUCUAUUAAUUGUUGUACUCAUGUUACAUUUGUUUAUUUCUUAGGCCAAUACUAAUCAAACUACGAAAGAGAGCUGUCAGUAAAAUGAUUUUCAAUAUAUAAAUCUCAGCCGUACCCAGAUAUAGGAUUUCCCUCAGCACUAACUGUGCACGAUAACAAUCUUUAACAUUCUGUGUAUUUAGUUCAGUGCCUAAUUGUGUGGUGGAGUCACCUUCUCAGUUAUUCCCUAAAGUUCACUAACAUUAACUAAGGUUUCUUUUUUUUUUUAACUAAGUAAAUAUAUAUAUUUUUGAAAAGGUGCUUUCAUUUUUGACAUUAUGUCAAUGGUAGAUCAAAAGUACAUUUUUAGUUCUCAUUCCAGAGCACUGGAAAAAGAACUACCAAAGAGUGCGGAUUAGUGUGUUUACAGACAAGUGCCAAUCUGUAAGUUAAAAAGGACCACAUCUUAAUGGCUUUGCAAACUUUAAAACUGGAGAUAUUUAGUUUUAUCCUAUUCGUUAGGAGCAUUUUUAGCAUUCUUAAUUUUUUAACAAACCAAUUAAUAAGAACAAAAUGAUAAUUUUGCACUAAAAUAAUGGAACAGCCACAUGAGUUAGUUGGUGUGUAUGAUCACCUUAAAAAGAAUAUGUAAUUAGAAAUAUAUAAGCAUAGAUCUAAGGUUUUCAGAAACACAUUUUGCACACUGAAAACAAAUAAAAGAUGCAUUGUUAAAAUGUGUUGAAUAGGUAACGAAACUUUCUAGAAUAGUCCUUAUGUCCGCAGGUAGAGUAUGCAGUUGUCUUUUCAUAACUGUGAUAAUGAGAAAUAUUGUGUUAAGUGCAGUUAUGUCUCUCAGACACAUGAAAUUUGGCCGAUUUGCUUCCUGAGAUUUGGUUUGAAUUAUGUGUAAGUGCCUUCGUCAAAAUUGCCUUGCCCACUUUUUUAAAGCAUUUUUCCCUGAGUUUUAGUCAUGUGGAGUAGUGAGCUAUCAAAAAGAUUAAUGGAUCAGGAAGGUAGGGUAAGUGACAUCAUGGUUAGUGGGAGAGAUGUGUAGCGCACUUGAGGAAAGUCCUGAGUUUUACGUGGGACUUCAAUAGAGAUCAUGCAGCAGAUUUUACAAAAUAAAGCAAAGCUUUACCGUAUGAGAAAUGCGAGAUGGUCAGUGAAAGUCGUGCUCCGGAAAGAAGGACGACUGCAUUUAUUUCUUUAUUUAUUACGUUCAGAAAAAAGUAAUGGUAAGCUACAACUGUUACCACUUCUUUCUGUUUCCUUGAAUAGAGUUGAUAUCGCUGUAGUUUUUAAGCCUUAAAUUCAUUAACCAGUGGAUUAUCCAUAGUGUGUGAUUGAGACAGAAACCAACACACGCUAACGCUUAACUGGUCCAAAUGACAGUUACCUCAACCUGAUUGCCUAUUUCAUGUUUCUAGCUGGUCGCAUCUCCUAACCUUGCUGAUAAAAGUAUGCAGAUCAGUUUUCUGUUUGCAUGUAAAACUGUGUGAAACCCAACCCCUUAGAGGAAAUUUCAUGGGGCUCCUAUAGCCUCAUGACUAGCAAUCUAAAAGGACAACGGCUGCUUGGAAGUCCUAUGAAUCCCAAAAACACUGAGCAUGAUGAAAGUUCAUGCUCAUUAUUGCACAUUGUUAAGAAUUUAAGAAUUUAAUACUAAUAACUUUGUGAUACUUAUCUAUAAUCGGUGUGAAACCCUUUUUCAACAGUAUCUGUUGAUUUAUGUGACUAUUUCAAAGUCGGACAUGCCAUAUUUGUGAAAACAGUAGGAGAUAAACCUUCCGUUGCCUUCGAUGUGGUUGCUUUCACGUUACAUUGCCGAUAAUAAGCUACAGGACUUCAAUUCCACAUCCAGCCGACUGAGGUCAUCGGCAAACAGCGCGGACCUGCACAGUAAAUUCAGCGGUCUAUUUGAGCUUAUACAGACUCUCAAAGGGCUGAUUUAAGCCUGUUGGUUUUGCUGUAUACAGGAUCUAGAGUGUUGUUUGAAAUUUACAUCUACAGAAAUUUUGAAUGCAUCAAAUUGAAUAUUAGAGAUUUAUAACUUUAGAACUAUGUAGAAAAAGAUUUUUUUUAGUUAAUCAAGGUGCUUUCCACUGGAUUUUGAAGUGUUUUUUUUAUUCAUGCUUAAAUUUUAGUUCUUUGUCCUUCAAAAGGGCACAAGAUAUUUUGAACAACUGUUCACUUUGAAUUGUUGAGUUAACUUGUUUACUUGGGAAAAUAUUCUGUUUAACAUUUAUAUUUACUACAUAAAGCAACAAAGUUAUACAGUGUUUUUGGAAUAAAAAUGACUGACUACAUUCUU
Molecule: messenger RNA, 4163 nt
Organism: Paramormyrops kingsleyae
Lineage: Eukaryota; Metazoa; Chordata; Actinopteri; Osteoglossiformes; Mormyridae
Gene: paqr6
Product: progestin and adipoQ receptor family member VI
Cellular component (GO): membrane
Molecular function (GO): signaling receptor activity
Source: RefSeq, a predicted model, not a curated record